UGAUACUUCCAUACUUACUCUAUCUAGUAAAUUACAGCUCUUAGCUAAAAUAUAUUGUUUGAUUUUGUGGGAUCUCGUGUAUUGUUCAUAGAUGAUUGCUGGGUUUUGGGAUGGUGAUACAUCUUAUGGGUUUCUUUUUUUGAAUCUAAAAAUUGUAUCUUGUUAAGGAUUGGUGUCUCUUUGGAUCUCUCUUUUGCCGCUGUCAUGGGUUAUAGAUUUCUUGUUUUUCAUGGGGGUAUGGGUUUAGAGAAUGUGUUGAUUUUUUUGUGAUGAGUAAGUGUUUCCUGGUUGGAAUGUGAAUUCUUGAUGGGCUUUGUUAGAUCUAAUGAUCAAUCUAUGUUUUUGAGGAUAUGGGAAUCGCUGAUUUGGGAUGGCAUUGAAUGCCCUAACUUGUGUUUUGUAUCAGCUGAAGGAUAAUCUUAUUAGGUGAGAAUACAGCUAGGCCAGGGAUCAGCUGGCGAGGUGACCAGAAAUAUGCUUAAAAACGACGGUAUCGGUGCCUUUUACAAGGGUUUGUCGGCCGGGCUUCUUAGACAAGCAACAUACACAACUGCUCGUCUUGGGUCGUUUAGGAUUUUGACAAACAAAGCAAUAGAGGCUAAUGAUGGGAAGCCGUUACCCCUUUACCAGAAGGCUCUAUGUGGACUGACCGCAGGAGCAAUUGGAGCAUGUUUUGGCAGCCCUGCUGAUUUGGCUCUCAUUCGUAUGCAAGCUGACGCUACACUACCUGUCGCGCAACGAAGGAAUUACACUAACGCAUUCCAUGCCCUUUACCGUAUUGUUGCCGAUGAAGGAGUGCUAGCACUGUGGAAAGGUGCCGGUCCAACUGUGGUGAGGGCUAUGGCACUCAACAUGGGUAUGCUUGCUUCGUACGAUCAAAGUGUGGAGUUCUGCAAGGACAAUCUUGGUCUUGGAGAAGCUGCUACAGUUGUUGGGGCUAGUUCCGUAUCAGGUUUCUUCGCUGCAGCCUGCAGUUUGCCCUUCGACUAUGUCAAAACCCAAAUUCAGAAAAUGCAGCCCGAUGCUCAAGGGAAGUAUCCUUACACGGGCUCUCUUGAUUGUGCCAUGAAGACGUUGAAGGCAGGCGGACCCUUCAAAUUUUACACUGGAUUUCCAGUAUAUUGUGUCAGGAUUGCUCCUCAUGUCAUGAUGACUUGGAUAUUCUUGAACCAAAUCCAGAAAAUGGAGAAGAAGGCUGGGCUGUAACUCAAGGUGGAGAAGCUGGUUUUUGAGCUAUGAAUUCAGAAUAAUGUUUGGCCAUUUUGGAAUAUUAUUUAUGAGAUUAACAGACAAUCAGAUUUUUGUAGUGACCUGGAUUUGGUUGAGAUUAGGAUAUGAUUGCAGCUGCUGGGAAUUUGACAUUUCACUUCAUUUGGAUUUUUGGUGGGGGGUUUUAUUCACUAAAUAAUCAAUACAUAUUCUCAGCUGCAGAAAUGCUUUUGAUUUA
Messenger RNA from Salvia splendens (bonfire salvia), 1447 nucleotides. RefSeq names its product mitochondrial dicarboxylate/tricarboxylate transporter DTC. NCBI's taxonomy places the organism in Eukaryota, Viridiplantae, Streptophyta, Magnoliopsida, Lamiales, Lamiaceae. The transcript has 6 exons. Bases 475 to 1206 code for a protein of 243 amino acids. The record is from RefSeq and is a predicted model, not a curated record. Gene Ontology annotation, biological process: transmembrane transport.